Lucilia sericata (common green bottle fly) is the source of this 1062-nucleotide messenger RNA. RefSeq names its product Ca(2+)/calmodulin-responsive adenylate cyclase-like. The annotation marks the transcript as partial. Gene Ontology annotation, molecular function: adenylate cyclase activity. The record is from RefSeq and is a predicted model, not a curated record. NCBI's taxonomy places the organism in Eukaryota, Metazoa, Arthropoda, Insecta, Diptera, Calliphoridae. Gene Ontology annotation, biological process: cAMP biosynthetic process; adenylate cyclase-activating G protein-coupled receptor signaling pathway. The transcript is spliced from 5 exons.
GUUACAAAUGCCAUUAGCCGCAACAGCUUCUCAACAUCUCUAAAAACUCUUCUAAUUUUGGCUUCGUCAUUUUAAAAAACCGCCUCACCCAAGGCGGUGGUGGUUGGUUGGGCAUUUUUACACAAAAUUUCUUUUCAAACUUUUUUUACUUCACCCACUAUUUUAUAUUUUUAAUUUUUAUACAUAACUUAAGUAAACUAUAAAUUAAGCCAAAAUUGAUUUUAUCAUGGAUCAUGCGGUUAAAGCUACACGUGGUCGUCCCUGGAAUACACUGCGUUUUGAAAAUGAUGAAUUAGAGUGUUUGUAUCAACGUUAUACGUUGAAAUUGCAACGUUUCUCGGUGCUGGGUGUAGUGGCUUUGGUUGUGGUGCUAUGUGGUGUUAUGGCAGCUUUAUCUUUAGCUUAUAAUAAUGCUCCUACAUUUCAUAAUGUCUUCAAUUCAUUUGUGUGCCUGUUAUUUGCCAUAAUUUUAAUAUUGUUACAAUGUCGCGUGAUCAAAGAUCAUCAUUUACCCUGUCUGUGUUAUGGUAUUUUAUUGUUUACUGCUGCCAUUUGUAUUGUAUCGAUGCCAACAUUAGGUUCCGUGUUUCCGGUGGAUACCAAAGAGGAAGAAUCAGAGGUCAUGGCCGAAGGUGUUUGGCAAAUAGUAUUUGUGGUCUUUUUGGCGUAUGCCAUGAUGCCAUUACAAAUCUGGGAAGCUGUUUGUUUUGGCAUAAUCCUACCAUUGGUGCAUAUUAGUUUAACUGUAUAUAAAAUAUUUACGGAUUCAUUUCGUUAUUUGGAAUAUAAUCAGCUUAUUGCCAACAUUGUUAUGUUUAUUGGUGUUAAUGUGGCCGGUCUUGUGGUCAACAUUAUGAUGGAACGUGCCCAAAGGCGGGCAUUUCUAGAUACACGCAAUUGUAUUGCCGCUCGUCUAGAGAUACAGGAUGAAAAUGAGAAAUUGGAAAGACUACUAUUGUCGGUACUACCUCAGCAUGUAGCAAUGCAAAUGAAAAAUGAUAUACUCUCACCGGUGGCUGGACAAUUUCAUCGGAUUUACAUACAAAAGCAUGAAAAUGUUAG